AUGUGGAAAUUGGAUCUCCUUGAGGCCAAAUUUAAGGCGAGUUCUCCACGUUUCCCUCAUACCAAGAAAUUGAUUCUGGCCAAGAACAACUCUAAGCUCUUGAGGAAGCUCCCCACAAACCCAAGUGAUGCAGAAAUGCAAAUAAAUGCCUUGAAGAAGGACUUCUUCGAUAGAAAGUACUACGCAGCAGUUAAAAAAUUGGAAAAGGAAGUCUCCAAAUUGACUAGCAAGGCCAAGAAUGAAGAUGAAGAAGUCAAAUCAUUCAUCUCCAAACCAGAUAACAUCAAUGCAAUGGUUGCUUCAAAAAUUAUCAAAAUCAUCCAGCAAUCUAUAUUGGUGACCAAGGAUCUCAGGUCUGAACCCCCAAGCUAUAUAAACAAAGAUAUUAUAGAAAUCAUUGGGAACAAAGCUGAUGCUCGCAAUCCUUCCAGAUUCUUCAUAAGCAACUGUCAAAACAGCAAGAAAUUGAACAACUAUAUAUCCAACCUUUGGAACAAUAAACAAGUGAAGGCAACCUUGGGAGAUAUCGAGUGGUCUUUUAAGAUGGUAAGGGGAGACUUGACGAAGCAGGAAAAGGAUAACAGAAAGGCACAGACCGGAAAGAGUGUAGAAGAAGACGACGACAACGAUAGUGGAGACGAAUCAGACAGUGACGAUGACGAGGGCGAUGACCCAGUCAGAAACGGUGCCCAAGAUUCUGAAGAUGAAGAUGAGAUACCCCAGAUUGACGAGAAAUUGCUUGAUAAGUACGCCAUUUAUGAAUCCGGCGAUGAGGGUGAAGUGGAACACUUCUCGGUGGAUCCCAAUGUAAACUACAACGAAAUAACCGAUGAAGAACCGUCUUCAGAAGAGUUAGAAGGAGAUCUGGACAUUGAGUCAGAGGAAGAUGGAUUUUUUGAAGAAUCUACAAAGGAAAUCAAACCUAAGCAUAAGUUACCUGAGAUGGCCACUGGUUACUUCUCAGGUGGAGAAUCCGAUUCCGAUGUAGACAAUGAUGAAGUUGUGAAGAAGGUGACGACCCAACGUAAAAACAGAAGAGGUCAGAGAGCCAGGCAAAAGAUUUGGGAACAGAAGUAUGGUAAGGAAGCCAAGCAUGUUCAACUGGAAAAGCAAAGGUACCAGAAUGAAAGAGAACAGAAACAGAGGGAGUUCGAGGAAAGACAGAGAAGGAGAGAAGAAAAGGCUAGAUUGGCAGUUGAAAAUGCUCCAUCUGGUUCCAAUGUUUUACCACUUGGUGAAAGAAAGGUAAGAGAUCCAGCUAAUUUAGAUUUCACAAGUGCACAUGUCCCUGCCCCUGUUGAGAAGGUUCAUCCUUCAUGGGAAGCUAAGAGAUUAGCAGAGGAGAAGCAGAAGAAUGUUAAGUUUACCGGUAAGAAAAUUACAUUUGAUUAG
Molecule: messenger RNA, 1392 nt
Organism: Dujonia railenensis
Lineage: Eukaryota; Fungi; Ascomycota; Pichiomycetes; Serinales; Debaryomycetaceae
Source: the annotation of a GenBank genome assembly